CCGCGCCUUCCGGUGCGCUUUCCGGUCCACCUCUCGAGGCAGGAAGUGCCGGCCGCCGCCACUGUCGCGCCACAGCCCAGCCGUCGCCGCCGUCGCUCGUCGUCUCGCGCAGGGCAGCCCGGGUUCUGGUGUCUGGCGGCGAAUUAAAUAGCCACCAUGUCGAGCAAAAAGGCAAAGACCAAGACCACCAAGAAGCGCCCCCAGCGCGCAACAUCCAAUGUAUUUGCCAUGUUUGACCAGUCGCAGAUUCAGGAGUUCAAAGAGGCCUUCAACAUGAUUGAUCAGAACAGAGAUGGUUUCAUUGACAAGGAGGAUUUGCAUGAUAUGCUUGCUUCUCUAGGGAAGAAUCCAACCGAUGCAUACCUUGAGGCCAUGAUGAAUGAAGCUCCAGGGCCCAUAAAUUUCACCAUGUUCCUCACAAUGUUUGGUGAGAAGUUAAAUGGCACAGAUCCGGAAGAUGUCAUCAGAAACGCUUUUGCUUGCUUUGAUGAAGAAGCAACUGGCACCAUCCAGGAAGAUUACCUGAGAGAGCUGCUGACAACCAUGGGAGAUCGGUUUACAGACGAGGAAGUGGAUGAGCUGUACAGAGAAGCGCCUAUCGACAAAAAGGGAAAUUUCAAUUAUAUUGAGUUUACGCGCAUCCUUAAACAUGGAGCAAAAGACAAAGAUGAUUGAAAGAACUUUAGCUAAAACCUUCCAAUUGCUUUGUCUUACUCCGUUUUAUUCCCCAGACACUUUCCCCCACCCUCAUAGACCUGUUGCAUGCAGCUUAGUUUCACGGCUUGGCCUCUUUUUUUUGAUGUAUUUAUUCUAGACCUUUCUGCCACUUAGCACUUGUAUAAUCAAACUGCAAAUGAAUGGGGUUGAGGUUGUAAAUUGAACUGAAAAAGAGAUUGCGAAUAAAAAUCAACAAAUGUGAAAGCCCAGGAAAAUAUAUCCGGUAUUUCUGGUUUUGCUGGAUUUUUACACUUUUAUAUAAUAAAAACACUAUUUUGAAAUAAA
Molecule: messenger RNA, 1002 nt
Organism: Mirounga angustirostris (Northern elephant seal)
Lineage: Eukaryota; Metazoa; Chordata; Mammalia; Carnivora; Phocidae
Product: myosin regulatory light chain 12B
Exons: 4
Coding region: 157-675 (172 amino acids)
Biological process (GO): platelet aggregation
Cellular component (GO): cytoplasm
Molecular function (GO): calcium ion binding
Source: RefSeq, a predicted model, not a curated record